Adineta ricciae is the source of this 492-nucleotide messenger RNA. NCBI's taxonomy places the organism in Eukaryota, Metazoa, Rotifera, Eurotatoria, Adinetida, Adinetidae. The record is from the annotation of a GenBank genome assembly.
AUGCAUGUUACUUUUCGUUUGACUGCUUUCAUAUGGGUUAUCAGUCAUCUUUCGACAUCUCGUGCAAAUGAUUUCAACAGUAGUGAGAAUCAAACAUCGGUACCAUAUAGAGGCUAUUUGUUCUUCGAGAUUCAUACGGCAAAUGAAAGAAAUGCUGGUACAGAUUCAAAUAUCUAUGUAAGUGUUGUUGGAACGAAAAGAAAUCUAACUCGCCACGCACUGAGAAGUCUUGGACCAACAAUGAAUGCAUUCGAACGAAAUCAAGUCGACGUAUGUAUGAUCUAUACAAAUGUGAAGUUUGAUGAAACCGAGAAUGCUAUUCGUGGUAUUGAACUUAUUAACGAUGGAAAGUGGAGUGGUUCUUCUUGGAAACCAAGUUGUAUCUAUCUUAGUACGAUAGAUCGUGCUCAAACUAACGAUCGAUGGAUUAGUUCUGACAAUCCUGUUUUUAUUUCCUUUACUGAAUCUAAUAAAACAGUGUGUUAUGAAUGA